AUGACGCUACUGGUCGCAUUGCACAAUGACAUCCAAAAAGUAAUGAAGUGUUUAAAGUCGGGUGAGGAUCUGGACGUACCAAGAUCAAUUGCUCAUGACCGUGGUAGAUGGAAGAGAAUGAUCAAUAGCAUUAAGUUAAUUAAAUCAGAGGCUCUUGGAAUUGCUCGAAUUGUAUUUCAAACUAUUUAUCACUGUGAAAUGCCAAUGUCGAGUCUGACUUUUCUAAAAAAUAUAGAAAUAGACUACGGGAAUUACAGAUGGAUUUUUGUAUGUCUAUUUUUACUUCCGGCGUCAAUUAUAUUUGACUUAUUUUUUGCAAUUUAUGAAAAACUCUCGUUUUUUUUAACAGCGAACAAAUCGGAUCACAACGAUAACGUUAAUAAUGUCAUAAGACAAGUCAGACAAUGGAACAACGAAGGCCGGAAAAGAUUCAUGUGCACUUCUAAGCCUUCAUGGAAAGCAGUCAGCGUAAAGGACUCAAAAUAUAAAUCUAAAUACUACAAAAUAAACGUCGAUUUGAAUAAUAUUAUCCGAGUGAAUAAAGAAAAGUUAACUGUGGAAGUAGAACCUCAAGUAACUAUGAAACAAAUUUCCGAAUAUCUUAGCCCAAUUGGCUUUACAUUGGCAGUUUUACCAGAACUCGAUGCAUUAACUUUUGGGGGUCUUAUUUUGGGAACGGGAAUUGAAUCCUCUUCUCACAUUUAUGGAUUAUUCCAGCAUUGUGCGGUUUCUUAUGACAUUGUAACUUCAAACGGUGAUUUGAUUACAUGUUCUAAGGUUUCAUAUGUUAAACUUAGUCAGGAUGAUAAACCGGAUUUGUUUUAUUCGAUUCCAUGGUCAUAUGGGACUUUAGGUUUUCUUGUAAGAAUUGAAGUCGCUAUUAUUCCUUCCAAAAAAUACGUCAAACUAACAUAUGAACCACUCUCGACCAUAGAAGACAUUUGUAGGCGUUUUUCUCAGGUGUCUACUGAGCAGAAUCCUCCGCAAUUUAUUGAGUGUAUUUUAUUUGAUCGAAAUCAUGCUGUUUUGAUGUCAGGUGUUAUGAGUGAUGGUGACCCUACACUCCCGGAAAUUGUUCCAUUUGGAAAUAAUGUCUUAUUUCGAUAUCUGUUUGGUUGGGUUUACCCAUUAAAGAUUUCAUUACUGAAAUUGACUCAAACUAAACGGAUUAAACAAAUCAGUGAGCAACAUCAACUCAUUCAGGAUAUCCUUGUCCCCAUUGAUCACAUUCGUAAUGUCAUAGAAGUUUUGGACGAUAGUAUGAGGGUUUACCCGCUAUGGCUGUGCCCCAUGCUUGUAAAAAAUGAUCCCGGGUUUAUUAAACCGACGGAAACAUGUGAAAUGUUUGUCGAUGUUGGUUCGUAUGGGCCAGUUCAAAGUCCUGGAUUUGAAUGUACGAGUUCUGUGCGUUUGCUCGAAAAAUACCAAAUGUUGUAUAGUGAUUGUUAUGCCACAUACGAAGAGUUCAGACAAAUGUUUGAUCAUAGUCUCUACGACAGUGUACGAAAGGCCUAUUUUUGCGAAGAUGCUUUUCCUGAAGUGUAUGAAAAGAUUAAAAGAUCUGCACGUGAAUAA
This is a messenger RNA of Octopus sinensis (East Asian common octopus), 1575 nucleotides long. Its product is annotated as delta(24)-sterol reductase-like. Gene Ontology annotation, molecular function: FAD binding; Delta24(24-1) sterol reductase activity. NCBI's taxonomy places the organism in Eukaryota, Metazoa, Mollusca, Cephalopoda, Octopoda, Octopodidae. Gene Ontology annotation, biological process: steroid metabolic process. The record is from RefSeq and is a predicted model, not a curated record. Gene Ontology annotation, cellular component: cytoplasm; membrane.